CAAUGCAGAUCAAUUGAUAAGAUUCUUGAUUGAUUCCACAAGAUAUUCAUCCCAAGAGGAGAAAGAAUCAUAAAAGAACAAGAUUUUAACUUCACUCUGUGAAUUACACUUUUCAAAAAACACUCAAUGCUUCAAAUUCUCGCAACAACAUUCCACCACGAUGAUUUCUUGAGGUUUUCCAUUCUGCAUUGAAAUUCCUUUAACAAUAAUCAUAAAUUUCAACCCAAAAUGGAACAGUGAGUGCCUUGUGCGGGACAAAAUUGUAUGAAUUGUUACCAACUGCUUUAAGCAUUUCAGGGAUUCAGAAGAUUGGGAACUAUCAUUGAAUUCUUCCAUGGCUUCAAUUCUAGACAAGAAUUAUAUGUCGUCUGAUAGUGGCCUGAAUGUUUGUAUGCCGUUUUGGGAAUCUGCCGAAAAAAACACUUUCGAAUAUUUCUAUUCUGACAGUUACAGACAAAAUAUCGAUAUCAGCAGGGUAUCUAUAAGUCGAGGUCACAGUCGAUGUAGCCAUCGGGAAAAAACCAAGUGUGAAUGCUCUGGAGAAGACGACCAACAGACUUCCACCAAUGAUGAAGGAAGGAGGAAAGCAUACAAACCUAAAUCUCAGAAGAAAACAUCUAGAACGUCAGAAGCACCAAGAAAUAAUUGUGAUGGACCAAAAGUGGCGAUACAAUUCGACUUGAAUAAAUUGCUUGAAGAAAUCGCAAAAUCUGACAAAAAGACUUGUGCAUUGUGUGGUAAACCUAAGAAAAACAUUAACAGAGACCAUGAAUAUAAACGAGACAGUUCACCUGGAAAGAUGGUGCACUUAAACACGCGUCAAGACGGCAAAAUAUCUUUCUUCCUGAACGAUAAGUUGAAAAUAACCAUAGAGGAGAGUUCGGUACCACCUAAAAACAAACAGGAAAAAAAUUUCGUUGAUCAGCAGAGACCAAAUACUUGUCCCUAUAGAAAAGGACAUAAAUCUUCCAUAUAUACUGCUACAUCAGAAACAUAUCCAGUCAAAACUCAAAAUAGAAUACCAUGUCCUUCUUCUUGUCCUAUGGUAAAACUCAAACAACUCUUGAUUCCAGACGACACAAGGAUGAUGAGUUGUAGGACUGGAAGGUCAGAGACGACAAAUACCUCCACGCAAAAUCUGAAAAGAAAAAGGGAUAAGUCACUGCAAACUUUGAAAACUCGAGAAUGUUCAAGAAAAAAACGAAAAGGUACGACCACUUUGAAUGCCGAAGAUGUUGAGGUAACUCACAGUGGACAAGAAAGAAAACGAGUAACACGAGAAAUUGUAAAGGAUGGUAACAAUGUCAAAAUUAUAAUCAGAGUCAAGAAGACAAACGGAACCUUCGAAGAAGAUUCUGAGCCUAUAUCUACAAGCUCAAAUGGUCAAGAUGAUGACCAAAAAAAUCCUCAAGAAGCUCAAACCCAACCGAGAACAUCUACCUCUUCAAGAAAAAUGUCGACUAAAAUAUCAAAAUCCAAAUAUACAGGAAAAAACUGGUGCCCUUGUAAGAAAAUUGCAACUACCAGCACCACCGGUUAUGGAAAUUCAUCUUCCAAAAAUAAUAAAUUUUCAACUGUGAAUAUUAUAAUGUCACCGAGAUCUACUUCGAAAGAAAUUUCCAAUGCUAAAGACAAAUCAGAAGACACAAAUGAUUAUACAUCAUCAGAGGACUGUUGGUCUAAGCUGGAAGAAUUUUUAGACAGGAAAAUUAAAGAGAUCAGACUGACAGACAAGAACAAACGUUCGAGUAAACGAAAGAGAGAAAAUAUGAAUAAUAAAACCUUAAAUGUACCAUCAUGUAUCUCAGUAACAGGAUGCGAAAAAAAGUUGGGCAGAGAAUCAUCUACGAAUAGAAGAUAUUCUAGGGUAUGCUUUGAUGACGAAAUAAGAAAAAUUUGUACUGGAAAUUGUGGCCAUAAGAAAUGCAGCCAGAAACGCUCAUUCGAAGAGAAAUCCAAUUCUGGAUCAAAAUUAUCUAACAAACCAUAUGCUCAACUCAAAACUGACUUCAUCCAAAUGAAACUCAUAUCCCAUAUAGAUAAAACUUCAAAAUCGGAGAGCAGUAUAUUCGACAAAAAUACAAGUCUUCAAACCCCUGAACAAUCGAAGUCUCUCUGUCAGGUGAAGAGAAAAAGUGCAGUAGAAAAACGUCAAAGCAGUAUUCAUCAGGGAAGUGAGGAAAAUUCUGGAAAGCUCAAUUUAAUUUCCAUACAAUCCGAUUUGGAAUUCUCGAAAAACCUGGUGGUGAAAAUUUCUGAUUUCCAGAGAAAAUAGAAUCCUUGAUGAUGAAGGGAAUCCUUUAUCAUCUAUGGUACAGAAUGUAUAAUAUUUUGGAACAAUAAAAUAUACACCAACAAGCGAAAUCCUUGA
Coccinella septempunctata (seven-spotted ladybird) is the source of this 2371-nucleotide messenger RNA. RefSeq lists its product as uncharacterized. The transcript has 2 exons. The record is from RefSeq and is a predicted model, not a curated record. Lineage: Eukaryota; Metazoa; Arthropoda; Insecta; Coleoptera; Coccinellidae. Bases 335 to 2275 code for a protein of 646 amino acids.